CAGAGCGAAGCAAGAUAAAACCGGUUCACAACCGGUUGUAGCGUUGCCCGAGACUGGUGUGGAAAUGUGCAGACUUAACACUGUCAGUAUGACUUUCCUGGAGCCUAAUCAAGAGAUCAUCAUCAUUGGUCCUUAGCAGCACCUAACCAGUUGGUUGGCUGCUGUACUGCACGAUAUCAAGACGGCAGGGGAAAAGCAGGCGCAGCGGUCGACAACGCACCUGCAGGAUUCAUCCACCACAUCACUGUCAAAGAUGGAGUUGGCAAUGGCUCACCCGGCUCUCAAAGCCUUCAUGUGUGGCUCCCUCAGUGGCACCUGCUCCACCCUGCUGUUCCAGCCUCUGGACCUGGUGAAGACCCGCCUGCAGACGCUGCAGAACACCAUGCACCCGGGAGCACCAAAGGUUGGGAUGAUGACUGUGUUUAUCAACGUCAUCCGGACAGAGAACUUCCUCGGUCUGUGGAAGGGAGUGUCACCGUCGUUUGUGCGCUGCAUCCCCGGGGUGGGCAUCUACUUCAGCACCUUCUACUCCCUGAAGCAGCACUUCUUCCUGGAGCGGGCGCCCAACGCCGGCCAGGCCGUGCUGCUGGGGGGCGGGGCGCGCGCCGUGGCCGGUGUCUGCAUGCUGCCCGUCACCGUCAUCAAGGCCCGCUUCGAGAGCGGCCGGUACAACUACGUGAGCGUGGUGGGAGCCCUGAGGAGUGUGUGUGAGACGGAGGGCCCCAGGGCUCUGUUCUCCGGCCUCACGGCCACUCUGCUCAGGGACGCUCCCUUCUCCGGCAUCUACGUCAUGUUCUACAGCCAGGCCAAGAAGUCCCUGCCCCAGGAGGUGAGCUCUGCGCCCUACGCCCCCCUGGUGAACUUUGGCUGCGGGGUGGUGGCCGGGGUCCUGGCCUCCCUGGUCACCCAGCCCGCCGACGUGGUCAAGACGCACAUCCAGGUCAGCCACGCCCACUGGACCACCAGAGACGCCAUUCGCUACAUCUACACGGAGAAAGGCCUGAAAGGGUUCUUCCGGGGGGCGGUGCCUCGCUCUCUGAGGCGGACGCUGAUGGCCGCCAUGGCGUGGACCGUCUACGAGCAGCUGAUGGCGCGCAUGGGCCUCAAGUCCUGAGGAAGAGGAGGGGGAGGAAGAGGAGGAACAAGUAGAGCCAGAACGUGAACUGAUAGACGGACCGUGGUUCACUUAAUAUCCUGUGCAUGAGGAUGUAGGGAGGGGAAGGAGGUGUAGGUGAAACCUUUCUUUUUUUCUUCUCUCUCUCUGAGAGACUAAGUGACUUCUGAAACGCUCCCGAUAGAUGGCAGGAAAAGGUGAACGGACUCUCGAUGGACAUGGCCGGCGUGUGUUUUUAAGUGUGCGUCCGUACUUGUGUGAGUGUGGAUGUUUGAUGUGAACCCUCGCACUUGUGUCAACACAGACCUUAAGUGACAUUCCCCUUCUGCUGUGAAGUCAACUGACCCCCCCCUCUCUCACUCCUAUGUCUCACUCGUAUCUCUCACUCCUGUGUAUCACUCAUGUGUCUCACUCAUGUGUCUCACUCAUGUCUCUCACUCCUGUGUAUCACUCAUAUGUCUCACUCAUGUGUCUCACUCAUAUGUCUCCCUCAUAUCUCUCACUCCUAUCUCUCACUCCUAUCUCUCACUCCUAUCUCUCGCUCCUAUAUCUCACUCCUGUCUCUCUUAUUUGUCUCUUAUCUAUCUCUCUCCCUAUCUCUCCUAUCUCUCUCCAAUCUCUCUCACUCCUAUCUCUCUCUCUCACUCCUAUCUCUCUGACCUCUGUGGUACUCAGACGUCUGAGUACUGCAUAAAUCACUGAAGACCCUGUCACUGGCAUUGCCAGUGUGUUGAUAGCCUAACCGUAACCAGGUGGCGUUGAGAAACAGCCGAAACAACAAGGCGACUCAUUAGGUUACCUCAGCGAGCGGUCAGCUGACUACACACGAUGAGCACACCAAGUGUAGUGACUUGUCAGCUAAUUAAAGGAUUUAUUUAUUGACCUGCUGAUAAACAAUUUAUCUUUAAGCUUGGACAAUCAAUAUGACGCACAGUGCAGUGUGUUGUGACUGAAGGCCACAGUAGAGCCAUCAUUACACAACUAUGCUAAGCUAAACUGGCCUCAUAUCAACCUUACGGUAGUAAAUUCUACACACUAAAGGUGCAGUUGUAAAGCCCAAUGUGCUUUCCUUUCUAGAAAAGAUAGGCAGUCUAAUCUAGAAAUGCAAAUCGAAGCCAUUCUGGGAUAGGUUUAGAUAAAUAAUAAAGCAUGUUGCCAUCACAGCAAACCUGCAGAGGCAUCUCAGCAUGAAUGUUGAACAGGCGACUAAUGUGAGUGGAAGAAUCCAUGUCGAUGUUGGACAGCUGUGUAAUUGGUCGGCCUUUUGUAGUUAAUGUAAAUACUCAUUUCAGCAUCGACAAUACUUUAAUUGCAACAGACUGAACCCAUAUCUUUUUAACUUGGAUCACAUUGUGAUGUCAAAGAAAUGUGAUGACUUCAAAGAAGCUAUUGUAUUAUACACAUUUGUCUGCUUUGAAAAUAUCUAGGAACUGGAAAUGUGGACAUGGCUUCUCAGAAACUAGCGCUUCAUGGAUAAGAGUUGUUUUGGGUAGGAGAGGGUUCAUGACUUCAAAUCUGUUUGCCAAUACAAUUCCACAAUUCUACAAGCUGGUGUUAGUUAAGGAUGCUGGUUAGAUACAAUACCCUUUUGACUGCAAGUCCUGGAUAGAACUCUCGAAUGGGAGUGGAAACGCACUUUAGCAAUAGACGCACAUUCAUUAAUAUGUGAAGGCUGGUGGGGUGUGAGGGGUGGAGUGCUUGUCUGUUUUAGAAGUUUCCAACAGCCCUGGUGUCUUUUUUUGCAGUAUUGUAACACAAACUUCUUACCAAACUGUGCUGUGUGCCGUAACUGGAGACGUGUACAUGUUUGCCUUGCUGAUAACAAUUAUUAGCAGCCAUCAGUAUUGUCCUACAUGUGAUAUUGUGACUAUAUUUGGUCAUUGGUAUUGGAGAUAUUUUGUCCGUGCUUGUGGUUGCUCAGACCAACGUUGUGCCUGUUUAUGUGAAUAAAUUUUCCUUUUUUUUAAAGAAAAAU
Osmerus eperlanus (European smelt) is the source of this 3089-nucleotide messenger RNA. It is a transcript of the gene slc25a38b, whose product is annotated as solute carrier family 25 member 38b. Lineage: Eukaryota; Metazoa; Chordata; Actinopteri; Osmeriformes; Osmeridae. The coding region runs from base 254 to 1114 and encodes 286 amino acids. Gene Ontology annotation, biological process: glycine import into mitochondrion. The record is from RefSeq and is a predicted model, not a curated record. Gene Ontology annotation, cellular component: mitochondrial inner membrane; mitochondrion. The transcript is spliced from 9 exons. Gene Ontology annotation, molecular function: glycine transmembrane transporter activity.